AAUUUUGAAACUCACCACAAAAUGGUCGGUAUAACGGCUUCUCCGAUUCAAUCGUUUGGAGUUACCAUGACCGUAGAUUAGCCUCUCUUGAGAAAUUAUAAAAUCAAAUCAUAAACCUCCUCCUUUUGGCCUUCCAUUCCAAUUCUCUUUGCAUCUCUACCAGCAGUUUUGAGAUAUGUCGGCUCAAUAUUCCUGAGGCUGGAAUCACGUCUUUCUUGCAUAUGGUAUCACCAUGCUGCUGGCAUUGCUAACUAACAGAGUCUCAUUGCUUGUAUAAUUAUAUGAAAUUUGGACUCUGGUGGCAGGUCUCCUCAUCUUCUGGUAUCUUGAAAGAUAGAUACUGUUCAUAGAAUUUCUUGAAAAUUGGACUCUAAAGGAAAGCAAACACUUAGAUUUUGAAUCAAAUGUGAGUCAUUUGAUAUAGGCAUCAACGAAUUGAACCUGCGCUGAUGGAAAUGCAGAAUGGGGAGAGCAAAAUUAAAACUGCAUAAGUUGGAUGGUAGCAACCGCAUAGGAGUAUACUCAAGGCGGAAGAAGGGACUCUUGAAGAAAGCUAAUGAGCUGUCAGUAUUGUGUGACAUUGACAUCUUUCUUGCCAUGUUUUCACCAGGUGGAAAGCCUAGUGUAUACAAGUCAGAUAACAGUAGCUUUGAGGACGUGAUUACCAAGUUUGCCGAAGUAAAUCCAGAAGAAAGAGCAAAAAGGAAGAUGGAGUGCCUUGAUACAAUAAAGAAAGCUUGCAAGAAGUCUGAUCACGAUGUAGACAUAGGACAGCAGCUUUGUCCUGGGGAUUUGACAACGGAGGAUAUCAAUUUUCUCACACAUUCAUUAAGAAUUCGACUUUCAGAUAUUGAGGGUAGAGUCAGGCUAUGGAAGAAUCUUGAAAAGAUUGACAGCAUUCAACAACUUAGGAAAAUGGAGGACUCAAUAUCAAAAUCUCUUAACGAAAUCGCGAAACAUAAGUGUGGGAUGGCUUCAUUAAUUUUUGGUGCUGGGAAAGAUUUUCAGCCUUCUUCAGUCCGACAUGGGAUUGAUUCACCUUUGAACUCUGAUGCUAGGAAAGAGCUCCAUCCAUGUUCAUCAGUCCAUGCUUGUGAUAGUGAAAAUAUUGAUGUAUAUGAAGACAUGAAUUCAUUCGAUUCAUUUUUACUUUGUGAUACUGGGCAAGAUUUCCAGGCUUCUUCACUGAUGCAGCAUGGGAUGAAUUUGGGACAAGAGCUCUAUCAAUGUUCAUCAGUCCACGGUGAAAAUAUGGAUGUAUAUGAGGACUUAAAUUCAUUUCCACUAGAGUAUUUGGAGGAACAAUCUUUUUCUUUUGAGAGCUACACAAAUCUUGUUUGCAACAAAGAAAUUGAAGUCUCUAUGCCAGAAUCCGUAAAUUUUGUACCUGGGGAAAUAUUUCUGGAUUGUGAAGUAAAUCAGGAAGAUAUUGUAACAGAAUUUGGGUUUACCUUUGAUGUGCCACAACUAGAACAGAUGGAUGACAAGGGAAAUGCUUUUGACUGUAGCAUCAACAAAGGUUCCAGACUUCCUCAUUCUGAUCUUGUUAACAUCCACGAUAGUUCAAAAUCAGCAUCUGGUACUUGUGAAAAUAUGAUAUUAGCCGACUCUCUACACUUUCUGUAUGGGAUGGAUUCAUCAAGUUCCGAUGCUGGAGAAGAGUUUUCAACUUCUUCCUCAAUCAAGCAUGGGAUAAAUUUAUCUUCAACCCAACUCGAUGCAGGCUUAUCUGUCAAUGGUGGUGAUAGUGAAAAUAUGGACGAUUACGAGGAUCUUAUUGCGUUUGUUUCAUGUUUAAAAUUUGAUGAUGAGCACGGAUUUCAGUCUUCACCAUCAAUUGGCCAGUAUAGUAUGAAUUCACCUGUAAGUUUUGAUGCUGGGCAAGAGCUGCAUCGAUCUUCAUCAGUCAACGGAGGUGAUAGUGAAAGUAUUAAUGGAUACGGGGACCUAAAUUUGUUUGUACAAGGGUUUUUGGAUGAUCCAUCUUUAAUGAUCGAGAGCUGUACGGAUCUUGCUUGCAACCAUGAAGUAGAAAAUUAUAAGCCAGGAUAUGAAAAUUGCUCAGCGGAUAAAAUGUUUCUGGAUUGUCAAUUAAAUCAGGAAAAUAUUGAAAUGGCAUUCAAAUCUAAUCUUGAUUUGCCACUGGUAGAGCAAAUGGAUGUCCAGGAAAGCAGUUUUGACUGUCUCAACAAAGGUUUUGGAUUUCCACUAUUAACAUCCAUCCUAGUGUAACUUGUGACAAUAUGACUAUCUCAACUUUCCUGUGUACUAUUUUGGAUCGACAUUGACACAUAUGAAAAGAAAAAAAUGUGAAUAUAUAUACAUACAUACACGUGAUAAUCUAAACACAUUAGAUAGCUCGUGAAUCACAAAACGAGAACUUGCUUAUUCGCAUAACGGAAGCGGAAGGAAUGGAUGAACUGCAGCUGGAAUUACCGAUCAGCGAUGGUUGUCACGGUGUAUUGGAUCCCUACACCACAGUCUAAAGCCUACUUCGAUUUUAGGAGAAGACUAAGCGUAAAAAAGUACUGCAUAUUUUGUCUACUUUGAAGUCCAUCGUAUGUGUACUUACUGUGAUUUGCCCUAGUGGGCUUUAUGAGCACCCCUUAUGGGUGAACUUUAUUUACUAUAUCUCCCACUCACACAUAAUGAGAGUGCUCAUCUAAAUUGAGAAACAAAUUCUCAUCU
Messenger RNA from Nicotiana tabacum (common tobacco), 2688 nucleotides. RefSeq lists its product as uncharacterized. NCBI's taxonomy places the organism in Eukaryota, Viridiplantae, Streptophyta, Magnoliopsida, Solanales, Solanaceae. The record is from RefSeq and is a predicted model, not a curated record. Gene Ontology annotation, molecular function: cis-regulatory region sequence-specific DNA binding; protein dimerization activity; DNA-binding transcription factor activity, RNA polymerase II-specific. Gene Ontology annotation, biological process: positive regulation of transcription by RNA polymerase II.